This is a messenger RNA of Guyanagaster necrorhizus, 340 nucleotides long. RefSeq lists its product as uncharacterized. The record is from RefSeq and is a predicted model, not a curated record. The transcript has 2 exons. NCBI's taxonomy places the organism in Eukaryota, Fungi, Basidiomycota, Agaricomycetes, Agaricales, Physalacriaceae. Bases 105 to 296 code for a protein of 63 amino acids.
CACAGACGGCGACCAAAUUGCUGUUGCCGGUUUCGAAUAUAUUCCAGCAGUUUCCGCUUCGGUUGAUGCCAGUCGAUCAACAAGAGCGGUAGGACUGGAACAUAAUGAUUGAGGGCUCGGACAUAAGCUUCCCAAAGUACGCGACGUCUCUCGCUAAGAAGGAAAUGAUGGACAAACAAAUUGAUACUUGUUAUGCACAAGGCAUCCUAGAACCAUUCAAGAGCCCAUGGGGUGUCCCGGUAGGAAUAGCCUAUCAGAACGGAAAGCCCCAGUUUUGUGUCAACUACCUGCCAUAAUUGUUGAGAUUUGGACUGUAUCCAGAAUUCCAACAAUAAUGAUC